AUCAAUCAAAAUUGAAAUUAUUUUGUGAGUUCUGCGGGGGCUAUGGUGCGUUGCGCAAAGUUCCUGUGUUGCCUGCCCCUGCGGCUGGGUGUCAUCCUGACGGGUUGUCUGUUUGGCCUAACGGACAUUGUACUCGGCAGCUACGGCUGGUAUAUGGUGGCCAGCAAUGCGUUUCCCGACAGCAUAGUCGAGUUCUUUAGGACAAUGGACACCGGCACAUGUGUGGCCUGCUUCGCUGGCACUUUCUACUUGAUGGCCCUCAACGAUCUAAUGCUGAUCUAUGGCGCCAUCAGGGAGAAGCCCGCCUAUAUAGGCAUCUGGCUGCUGGUCAACUUUGUGGUUCUUAUCUGUACGAUGGUCACGGCCUUGGUGAGCGGCAUAGCCAUCAUAAGAAUUGUCACUCUCAGCUAUUGCAUGUUUAUCGUGAACUCCUUUCACGUUCAACUGACGACCAAAGACGAUUGAUUGGCACUUUCCUCAAUGAAAUCUUAACAUCUCUCGAAGCUUCUUCCUUCCACUCAACGAAAGUCAACGAAACAGGAUUAAGCGGAUUCAAAUGAAACUGCACUUUCCGCUGCGAUGCCGAAAGGCCGCUCAAAAGCACCGCUCGAGACUCAUUAAAAAUCCAUUAAACUGGAUAAGCAGUGGCGGAAGGGCACCAGGGAGGAA
Drosophila guanche is the source of this 669-nucleotide messenger RNA. RefSeq lists its product as uncharacterized. The transcript has 3 exons. Bases 43 to 465 code for a protein of 140 amino acids. The record is from RefSeq and is a predicted model, not a curated record. NCBI's taxonomy places the organism in Eukaryota, Metazoa, Arthropoda, Insecta, Diptera, Drosophilidae.